Messenger RNA from Macrobrachium nipponense, 9428 nucleotides. Its product is annotated as protein bric-a-brac 1-like. Gene Ontology annotation, cellular component: nucleus. The record is from RefSeq and is a predicted model, not a curated record. Gene Ontology annotation, molecular function: protein binding. NCBI's taxonomy places the organism in Eukaryota, Metazoa, Arthropoda, Malacostraca, Decapoda, Palaemonidae. Gene Ontology annotation, biological process: regulation of transcription by RNA polymerase II.
GCAGGAUGAAUCAAGACCAGUUUCUUCUUAAGUGGAAUAACCACCAAACUAAUUUUGUUGAAGUAUUUAGCUACCUACGUACCCAGGAUGCUUUUGUUGAUGUUACUUUGGCUUGUGAUGGGAAAUCCUUCUCAGCGCACAAGGUUGUCCUCUCUGCAUGUUCGCCAUAUUUCCAGACAUUGUUUCAGACUAAUCCAUGCAAGCACCCUAUUGUCUUCCUGAAAGAUGUCAAGGGCCAAGAGUUGGAGGCACUCAUAGAAUUUAUUUAUAAAGGAGAGGUCAGUGUAUCGCAGUCAGAGCUGGGAUCCCUUAUAAGUACUGCAGAGAAUUUAAAAAUUAAGGGUCUGGCGGAACCAGAUAGACCGACAGAAAAAGCAGUUAAAAGAAUAGCUUCCCCUCCAAGAUCUCAGCCUCCAACUUUAGUCUCUCAAGCAACUGCAGUGACCCCUAUCACUGUAACACAGCAUCUGCAAGUGAAAUACCCACAGUCUAGUCCCGUAGCCAAACGGAAAAAAACUGAACAAUUUAAUGUACAGAGUAGUUAUGUUGGUAUAAGAGAAAAUCAGGAGGAGGUAGUGACUGUAGAAGCAGAAAAUGGUGAAAAUUUAAGUCUCCGUGGUGAAAAUCUUAGUUUACGUGGGGAAAACUUAACAAUUCGAGAUCACCCUCCUCAAGUGGUUCUAGUACCUUCACAUGAAGUGUCAUCACAUCAGCAGGAGGUAACGACUCAUACGCCCCAGCCUUAUGCUAGUCACCAUGCCCCAAUCCCAGCUUCAGAGAGUGUACUAUACUCUGUCUCAGGAACGGCCAUAUACGCAGGCACAGCUCAAGUUACGUCCUCCAGUCGUGGAGGAGAACAGGCAUCUCGAGAUGUAUACCCUGACCAGUAUCAUAGCAGUGAUGAAAGCUCGGUUCCUGGCCCAUCUGGCAUACAGUCGCAGGCGGUACCUGAAGCUUCUAUGGGUGAAGAAGGCAUACCAUUUAGAGAAGCAACAGCAUUAGGAGCAGAAACCGCAACUUGUCCCCCAAGUACUAAGGCAGCUGUAGCAAGAGCUGUGUUAGUUGCAACAUCACCUCACUUGGAGCCAGGACCAUCCAGUUUAAAGAGUCAACUUGUUAAAGAUCGUCUAACACCAGAAGAGCAGACUAUAAAACUGGAGCCAACGAACGCCAAUGUUCCAACUGAAUCUUGGGAAGGGAGCAACCAAAGUUAUGAAGAUGGAGGGGGAGGCAUAGCGGGGUCAGGUAGUGGGGCUGGAGUGGUACCCUCAACCAGCGAUACUCUUACUAUGCAGCUCCCCCUCCAUGCUGAAAUGACUGAACCUUCACCCCUCCAUGACUCGUCUAGAGGGUCGUGUGUGUCCUCGGGUGCGCGAUGUCACGACAUGUCGGCCUAUAGCAGUGGGGAAAGUGUUGGAGGGAAUGGUGCAGGGGAAGGAAGUGGCAGCAUUCGAAGACUUCUUGAGUGUGAGCAUUGUCACAAGCACUUCACUUCAAGGUUUAAUCUACAGCGUCACCAGCUCAUUCAUACAGGUGCCAAGCCUUAUGAGUGCCCACUGUGUCACCAACGUUUCAACCAAUCCGGCCAUGUUAAAACUCACCUGAGAACCCGCCAUCCUACCCAGGAGGCACAAACGUUGGCAGACCUGUCUAAACUGUAGCCCAUGGCUUCCGGACCCUUGGUGGUGACCUGUUCUCCCAGGGACCGAGACACUGAUACGCCCGCUAGUUCUUGCAGUCCACCUCUGCAAACGCAGGAGCGUAUUGUAGUCUAUAGCCCUUCACAACCUGAUGGAGAACAGGUCGUGGUCUGCUCAUCUCCACAUCCGAAAGAACAGACCAUUAUAUUCCGACCUUUCCAAGCCCAAGGUGUUCGGACUGUUGCAUUGAGACAAUAUCAAGAACAAAUAGAACGCACAGUGGCCCAUGCCUCCUUCCAAACUCAAGAACAAUCUCCCCCUACAAGUAGUGAAGAGCGACAAGAUCACGGGAGCUCUGUUGUUACCUGGCGACCUCAUGAAACUGUAUGUUCAAGCUCUGGUAUCCAGACUUCACCUGCUGCCCCUGUUGUUCAGAUAAUUUCACAGUCAUCUACGCCAGAACAUCAGCCUCCAGCCGUUGAAAUAGAACUGGAUGUGGAUCUCCUCAAAACAUGGCCAUCUCACCACAGGUAUUACCAGCAGUGAUAUUUAGUAAUAAUUAUCAUAUAUUGAUUUAUUUUUAAGAAAAAAUGCAAGUAGAUUUAUUUUAAUUAUCUUUGAACAGAAAUAAAAUCUUAAGAGUUAUAUUGAAACUAUGCAUUUUACGCACCAUUUUUCACACUACAAUAUCGUGUAUUUCCCGAUAGUUUUGGCCAAUGUAAUGACUAGGUCAUGGACAUUUCUGCUUUUGAACUUCUGGUGUAAGUGCUAGAAUAUUUAACAUGUACAGUAGAUGUUAAUAGAUUGAGCUACUACAUGGAGGAAGGCAACUAUAUACAGUCCCCUGAUGUUAUGCUGUACUGGCAUUGUUGUGGUUUUUCGUGUCCUUAGAUGCACAUUGAAUGAGUUGACGACACUAUCACUACAGACUGUAUGUACAUGAAUUCAAAACUUGUUGGUUUCCAUUUAAUCAGCAGUUGUUUUGUAGAUUUUGGAUACAGUUCAAUAUUCGGAUUGAAAAUAUCUAAAAAAAAAAAAAUAAACGAUUGCAUUAUUGCAAGGGACCUGAUCUUGCAGUUAUUAUUUAUUGCUUUAGAUUAGUUUUAUUUAAUGUCUUGAUUGGGGUAAUGAAGUUUCAUUUUAGGUGGUGUACAGUUUAUUUUUUUUAUUCAGCAGUAUAAUUGUUCUGUGUAAUUUCACAAUUUGUUGAUGUUAAGUGCUUAUUCUACUUGUGAAAGAAGGUUAUCCUUUUACUCAGGUAAAAGGUCAUAUUAUAUUUAUAAUACAGUACCAGGAAGACCUUUAGUGACAUCUGGGAAGCCACACACUGCAGUGAAUUUCAUGUAAAUGUGUAACUUCUUGCAGGUAAAUGUCUUUCCAUACAUUUCUUGGCAGUUCUCCUGUAAGCCUGUGGGUUUCUUAUGUAAGUACAUAUUGGCAGCUGCUCUUGAUGCUAGAUCUAUGAACUUUACUGUAAAUCCUUGCAUUUCACAAUUGUCACUUUCAAGUGGAAAGCCAUUAGUAAAGUUUUUAUGGGAAAUGACUCCAGUAGUUUUUAUUAAAAUUAUACUACGUAGGGUUAACUGCAAAUUCAUAAUGUCUGUUCCUGUAUUGUAAAUGACAUUGUCAUGGAGUAGAGAGGACUAAGACUGGAUGUGGCUAAUUGAUUGUGGCAUUCUCAGAAGAACUUUAUAUUUAAUUUAGUAGGACAAGUGUUGGUUUGUGUGUACGGUACCGUACUAGUUCUGAUCUGACUUUUACCACAUCAUUUAUGAUUAUGAUUUGUAAUUAAAUAGGCUUUACCAGAAAAUAUUUAAGUAGAAUUUCAGUUCAGGUAAUCAGAUUUUAAUUUUUCAAUGUGUAAAAAAAAUAAAAGUUUUGGGUUCUGGUCUUGAAAAAUCCAUUUGUGGCAGUAGUAUGAAGGUAUAUUCUACAAGACGUACCAUACAUAACUUGACUUUUGAAGAAUGUGUUUGAGGUAUCACAUAACAUUUUGAAAUGUCUUGUGUAUGACAUUCUAAAUGUCAUUAGAGGUUUGGAGUUAGCUUAUAGCUCAGGUUAUUAGUAGGUGUGACUUUCUUAUCAGUAGGUAAUGAUUGGGAAAAUUUUGCCAUCUUGGAUACAACAUUAUUCAGUUAUCAUGAGUCUACUUGUUAGUUUAAUGUACUUAGCCUUAUGUAGAAAUUACGCCAAAGAAUGGUGUAUCUGAUGAAGCUUAAAUAUUUUUAGUUACUUGGUUACCAAGAUUACUUGAAUCCUGUAAAGUAAUUGUUUGUUCUUUAGUAAUAGUGCAGGUACAUCAGCUGCUCCUGUAGAGCAUCAGUGCACAACUUAUUUGCUGUGAUGAUAGAUUGUAGAUAAAAAUGUUAAGAAAUUAUAAUUGGAACUGAACUAGGCUGCUUUGAAGCCAGGAGGAGAGUUUUGAACUUGUUGUUGUGAAAGUAGAUUUUCUUUAAGGAGUGACAUAAAGAUUUUGAGCUGAUUCAUUUCCAUUUUAUAGGUUUAAUGUCAUUAGCUAUUUGACUGGGGUUCUUAUACUUUUGUUUGCACAAGCUUUUGAACCAAAGUAGGUACAUAUAUUAAGGCUUUUUUUAUCACCAGUUUUUUUUUGUUUAGUCGAGGUGGAAAUCAACCAAACAGGCAAAUUUGAAAGGUUGUUGUUUUAAGAUUCACCCAUUAGUAUCCUUAAAAUUAUAGUUUGCAUGUAUGUUUUUUUUAGGAAUUGCAGUUAUACUACUUACACUCAACCUAUUAAGCAUGAUUGAGGCGAACAAACCAUUUGCUGAAUUGCUGCUAAAGCAAAAAGUAAGGUGGAUAGAAGAUGGAUGAAACAUGCCUUAAAACCUGGCUUCAGUUACAGUAAGCUCUCAAUUUGCAGCUCAAUAUCUUUGUUUUCACUGAAUGAUACAUAAUAUUCCCAUGAUGGACCUCGUGAUAAUGGAUUCUGGGCUUUUAGUUUUCCAUGAAUGACAAAUACCCUUCAAUGUUCUAAGCUUUCAUGCCUGGCAUAUAGGCUAAUGCUGGCGCUGGGCUCCACGUAUAAACCCUCUUUGAGCUCUUGUCUGAAUACUACAGUACUAUUGGCAGUGAAUUAGUAAGAUCAUUAGUCUGGACAUGUUAAAUACAGUGGACAUAAUUUGAUUCUACUAUACUGUAUUGUAUAUAUAAUAUUAGACAUUACUGUCUCUUCAUCGUGGCGACGAGGUGAUUUUUUGUUUUCUUCCAGAAGCAAUUCAAGAACAUUUAAAUGCAUGUUAAAAUCACUAGCACUAAUGUUUAGGAUAGUUUGUAUAACAUCGUCCUUCCUUCCAAAAAGACUUUGGAUAUGGAAACAUACCAUAAGUGGCAGUUCAGAAGUAGCUGUGCCAGGUACUAACUGGAUAUCAGAGGCCCCAGGCUUGAGUUAUUGUUUUGGGGAGCGGGAAAGAAAGCCCAAACUCACGAGGAAUCUAUAAUAAAUACAGCAACAGAUAUUUUAAAGGAUUGUAGUGUUAUGUAAGCAGGAAGAGGGAUACUGAAAAUUGCAAACCUUUCACAGUUCAGGUGGUCAGUAUAGCUGGACCUCUUUGAUCAAUAUUGUACUGGCCAUCAAUGAAAUGACAUUUGUCAACGAGGCUGGAAAAACUGUUUGGGGAAUAUGACAUUACUGAAGAAGUUUGUGCCAGGAGGAACACAUUCUGGUAUGCUGUAUUCAUCCUUCCAAGAAUUUGGUCAGCAGCUAAGAUAAGUGUAUCUUAGUUUAACCAGACCACUGAGCUGAUAACAGCUCUCUUAGGGCUGGCCCGAAGGAUUAGAUGUUUUUACGUGGCCAGGAACCCAAUGGGAUCCAAACCACACGGAGAAAUGAAUUUCAGUCACUGGGAAUAAAUUCCUCUGAUUCUGCAUUGGCAGAGCGGGGAAUCGAACCCGGGCCUUAAGAUCAGUAGUCGAGCAUGUAACCGACUCUUCCAAGGAGGAAUUGCGGUCAGCAGCAAAAUGGGAUAAACAAGAGGUUAAAACGUUCACAAAAAUUGCAGAUAGUACCUGACGUGAGGUAUACUCUAUUGAGAGUAUACCUGUGAGUUUAUAGAUGUAAAUGAGUGAUUGGUUUAGUAUGUAACUAACACCACAAGAACAGUAAUUACUGUAUCAGUGGGUGAGUACUUUGACCAGUACCAAAGGCAUGGAUGCAAUGAUGACAGAAGAGUCCACCUAGAAGAUAUGGUGACUGCAAAUUUAUUUUAGCAAGAUAAGGAAUUCCUAGCAACAAGUAUAGCUUUUGGCAGUUUAUAAUGAGUUACUGAGAUUUGAAGGGAAAGACAGUGUGCAUUGACAGACAUCUACAGUACCGUCAUUGAUUAUACCCUAAGUGACAUUGAGGAUCACUUUUUUGGUAAAGGGGAGAACCACAGUGGCCCCAUAUCAAAAUUGAAUUAGGUUACAAAUACCUCAGAAAGGAAGGAGAAGCAAUUUUUUUUUUUUUUUUCUUUCUUUCUUUUGGUGGCUUCUUAAUUUGCUAUACAGAGCUUUGGGGACACUGGGGAAUGCUUUAGUAGGCCUGUUGACAGUUUCCAAGACAGAAACUUCUAGUGUUAAGAAAAAGAAAUCUUUCCCAGACCUAGAAAAGAUGACUGGCCUUGUGUACAGUCAUGUAAUAACGAAGAUUUAAUGUACUUUUUACAACAGUCAUAUCAGUUUCUUUUUAUAUAAUUUGUGUCCAAUUAUCAUCUUGUUGAUACCAGUGGUAGAUGAAGGACUCAAGGUCUUCCACCCCUUCUCUCACAGGCAGCUAUUCAGCUGUAAUUAAAUUAAUGUUGUAAACAAAAAAUUUGUGAAACAUUUUUUUCAUUGUAAGUAUACUACACAAACACUUUACUCUUGACUGGUACUCGUCUGAUAUGCCAUCAGGGUCCAGGAAUGAGAGCAUAUUAAGAAGAACUUUGCAGUCCUCUCACUCUUCUUCAAAGUCAUUUUAACAGCAACUCAGCACUUGGUUUGCUUUUUCAAGUGGGUUUUAAGGUAUGAUACAAGAAAUGGUUUUGCAUCCAAGACAGUUUUGUGGAAAGAGAGACUUUGAUAAAUAGUUCUGCAUAUUACGCAUUAGCCCUGGGGUGGUGGUUUGCCCAAGACUUCUAACUUUAAAAAAAAAAUGAAAUUAGUUUUAAAUCCCAUUCCAGGAAGUUGUUCAUUUAGUUUACAGUUUCCUAAAAAUUUUGGUUUUAGUACAAGUUUUUACAUUAUUAUAUGUAUGGAACAUAAAUAGUUACCACUUUCGUCUUAAUGUGUUGGUGCCUGGCACUUGCUAUUUUUUAAGAAGAGGUUUAGUAUAGCAGUCUCAAAGUUGUUUUGUCAAUUUGACCCUCAAAUUUCAAAAUUGCUUAACGGGUAUGUGUGCGUUAGACAUUAAGGCUGUUUAGACCUUUUUCUUCUCUUUUUAUCCUGUUAUGGAGGAGGAGCUUCUUGGUUAAUGUAUUAGUGAGUACAUAUUUUGGAAAACUUGUUCAUUGAGAGCUGAAGGGCGUGUGAUGGUGCUAUUGUUCAAGUCACUAAAUAAUACAAGGUCAUUUAAUGGUUUUGGUUUAGAAGCAUUCCAUUGAAAGCAGUUCGAGUGUUUUCCAUUCGAGGAAUCUUAGCCAUAUUUUGCUGGCCUUUGAAAUAUGUUGAAGUUAGUCUAAGUAAAUAUAUGUAUGUGGUUUCAAGUUAGACUAAUCAUAGCUGUGUCUUUAGAAGAGAUUCUAAGAAUCCUCUUACUGAAAUAUGUUCAUGAAAUUUUAACUUUCACAUUGUUCAUGAUCUUCUGAGUACUACAGUAUUUAGUUUUGAUAACUUUAUCCUCACCUUUUUCUCAAAGUUUCUCCAAGUAGCUUCAGCAGGGUAUUGAUUAUAAGUGUUUAACAAAGGGAUUUGGUAGUUUUGUUCAUGAAGAAGAGCAAGUUUUUUGGAGAACUUUGAAACUAGGAGUAAAUAACCUAUACAUUCGUCAUUAUUUUAUAAAUCAAGGCUAUGUAUUUUGUCAUUCAUCUUUUGUUUCCUUUGAAAUAUUCUUUAUAUAAAAUUCUGGUAUUUUAUGCUUUUCAUAAAGCUUGUGUACUGCAAAAAAUGAUUACUUACUAUCAUGUAAAAAAUAUAUUUGAUUAAACUUAUUUUCUUUCCCAAAAUUAUAUCAUUCAUGUAAAAAAUCUCAAUUUGAAAGCAUGCUAUAACAUAACAGUGAACUUCAAAAAUCUCUUAAUUUAUGGAAAUUUUGCCAGUCUUGAAUGCUUCGAAGGUUUCAAAGAUUUCCAUCGCUUAUUUUUUUUUAUUUUAAUAAUAUAAAAACCUCAUACCUUUCAGCUGUUAUAUUUUUCAUUAUCUUCCAGUCUUAAUCUUAUGUAUAGUACCCUUCUUUUCUUUCAUUUUGUAACUAUCCAAGUCUCUUGGUUAAGUAAUUAACACUGUAUUAUGACCCCCAGAUGUUAUAGAAUAUAGAUUUUAGGAUUGAUGUUCACAAUGUUUUAUUUGGAUCGUGUUACUCUGUUGGCAUUAAGGAGCCCAGGUGGUUUAAAGGAGAAUUGUAGUAUAUGGUAAAGAAACUUUUGAAUUUCUAUCACAAUUAAAUCCCACUCUUUUGCCAUAUUGCAAAUUAUAAGCAUUGAUGGUAAAAGUACAAGCUUCAUACCAGGAUAUUACUUUUAUCUACAGCACAUUGUACUUUGUUUUGCAAAGGGGAAAAUUUUUGUGUAUAGUAGCUUUAAUAAUAGGCUGUUCACUUAGUCAGUUCACCACAGAAAUGGGAGAAAUGGCUAGUGCAACUAAUUAAUAAAACUGAUUUAAAGCAUAGUUCAUCCUUGUGUUAGUUUGUUAGAAAGAUGGACUCGAGUGUUUAAAAUCAUCUUAAUGAUAUUAAAGGCACAAAUAAAAUAAUCUAUUAUUUGCAAUGAUAGAUAUCCAAGAUGGGUGUGGAUAUGUAAAUUGAAAAUAAGCAUUAUCUAGGACUAAUAUUUCUUGGGGGUCACCAUCUAGGAAAGAUCCCAAAAUUUUUGCCUAACCUUACUUAGUCUUCAUAAACACAUUAAACCAAUAUGAUGUACAGAAUCCAAAGAAACAAGAACAAUAUAGCAUUGAAAUAUAAAAUAGGGUUAAUAAAGACAUGUUUUACUUGGAGUGCACCCAUAAUUAUGGCACUUAAGUUAGCAAAAUAAUUACCCAUGAUCUUCAUUACAAUACACUAGGCUACCCAAAUUCACGAUCAAGUGGCCAUAUCACCACACAAAAGCAAUCCAUAUGUUGCUGUAAUGUUUUCAUGAAUGUGAAGUAUGGGAACUAAGCUUGAAUUACAGUAUUUUAUUACUAAAUUUGGUUACUUAUUAUAUUAAAUAAAAGUUAACCUUGUCAGUGAGUCACUAGUUGUAACACUCAUAGAACUACCCUGCAGGUUUGUUCUAAAUUUGUUAGAUCUUAUUUGAUCCACUUUAUUCAAACUUCUUAAACACUUACCAACUUGAUAAACUAAAUGUUUAUAAGAUUCAGACAAAAUUUCUUAGCAUGAUUUGUUGGAGAAUGUUUUAUGUACAACUGAUUGUACAUUCCAUAAUUAAAAAGCAGUAUAAUUUUAUCUUAGACCUUACAAAGUCCAACUCUAACAUAAAUUUACUACCAGGAAAUACAUUGUUUGAAAGUGUUAUUAGAAAAUUAUUGACAAGAGGGUUAUGUGAAAGCUUUGAAGACCUGUUAUGCAUAAAUACCUAAUAUUUUUUUCAAAUUUAAGAUUCAUAAAUAUUCCCAGUAUGAUACUUCUUUCUUAUUUUUCUUAUGCUAUACCUUUUAGGG